Epinephelus fuscoguttatus (brown-marbled grouper) is the source of this 4296-nucleotide messenger RNA. RefSeq names its product vascular endothelial growth factor Ab (gene vegfab). Bases 697 to 1341 code for a protein of 214 amino acids. Gene Ontology annotation, cellular component: membrane. Gene Ontology annotation, biological process: positive regulation of mast cell chemotaxis; sprouting angiogenesis; positive regulation of endothelial cell proliferation. The record is from RefSeq and is a predicted model, not a curated record. The transcript has 8 exons. Gene Ontology annotation, molecular function: heparin binding; vascular endothelial growth factor receptor 1 binding; chemoattractant activity. Lineage: Eukaryota; Metazoa; Chordata; Actinopteri; Perciformes; Serranidae.
AUAGAGGACACACCUACCAUGCUUUAAUGAUCGACCAAUCAUCCACGUCCCCCGGACCGCGGCUGCUGCGCGCACACACACAGCCACAGUAUGGAGAGACCGAGACAGAGGUGGACGCGGUCUGUCUUAAUGGAGAGAACUGACCUGCUUAGUGCGCAGUGACAGGGGAAUAAAACAGCCAGAGCAGAUUGACAGAAGAAGUUUAGUGUGACGAGUGAUCUCUCUGCGCGGUUUUCGUUUUCACUGAACGUCAUCCAGGUCCACGGGUUCAAGUUGCACAUAGGAGAAGGCUACAAGUUUCCAAUGGACAGAUAUUUGGAGACGGCUGGCGCAACAAGCAUGGGAUUAUUUUUGUAAUGUGGAUUGCUAUUCCAUUGCAAGAAAAUAAAGGUCUGUUGCGGAAAAAUGUGAGACGUCUUGCGUCUUGGAUUCUCGUUUUUCUGGAUAUUUUGAAAAUCAUUGGCAACAGUUGAGAAGAAAAGAAGUUAUGCGCAAAGGAUUGCUCCGUCCCCAGGACCAAUAUGGAUCUGCCAUUACCCCCUGCCCCUUAUUUAGAGAAGUUUUAGCCGGUCCACUUGUGUUGUUGUUGUUGUUGUUUGUACUUCUUGUUGUAAACUUGAUGCUCGAGGACAAAUCGCCACAUUGGCCUGUUGGAUUUUAAAACGUCGCCUGCCUUUGGAUUGGAUUGCCAACACGAUGAACUUUAUUGACAGUUUGACACUAUUAUUUUUGACGCUGUCAGCUGUCAAGAGCGCCCACAUACCGAAGGAAACAGAAAGAGGUCCACAUGACGUGAUCCCUUUAAUGGAGGUGUACAACAAGAGUUUGUGUAAGCCGCGGGAGCUGCUGGUGGAGAUUCUGCAGGAGUAUCCGGAGGAGGUGGAGCACAUCUUCAUCCCGUCCUGUGUGGUGUUGACGCGCUGCGCCGGCUGCUGCAAUGAUGAGAUGCUGCAGUGCAUGCCAACAUCCAGCUAUAACAUUACAAUGGAGAUUAAAAGAAUAAAACCCCAAAGGCAACAAAAUGAUAUUUUCAUGAGUUUUACAGAACACAGCGCAUGUGAGUGUAGGUUAAAGAAAGAAGUGAAAGAACAGAAAGAAAAAAAACCCCGGACAGGCAAGGGUAAAGGCCAAAAGAGAAAACGAAAGAAAAACCGCGACAAAACAAUUCACGAUGCUGUUUGUGAGCCAUGUUGUGAUCACUGCUCAGAGAGGAGAAAGCGUUUGUUCGUGCAGGAUCCUGUAACCUGCCGGUGCUCCUGCAAACACACAGACGAAUACUGUAAAGAACGCCUGCUAGAGCUCAACGAGAGGACCUGCAAAUGUGACAAGCCAAGGAGAUGAGAGAAGUGGCAGCACCAGAUGUACAAGAUGAAGGAAGAGAUGUAGAGAUAGAGAUAUUUCACAGCACAGCACUUUGACCUUUGAACCGUAAGCUCUUCUUUUCUGUGGAAAGCAUUCCCCUUGGACUGACUGAGAGAGAACACUAAAGAAAGACUGAACUGAAGUUUCCUCCCACUGUAUAUCUGUGUGUAUAUAGACCAUGAUAAAAAAAAAGAGUACAGAAUUGUUAUGCUGCUACAGAAACAAAUAACCCAUCAUUUGACAAAAAGCAACUAGCCGCCAUGUGGUUUUGCAUUUCUAACAGGCUUGCGAUGCAGGUGUAGUCGUGUUGUCAAUUCAUUGUAUGCAAUUACUUCACUGGAUAUGAGUCUCUACUGUGGUUGUGUGUCAAUCAUGAAAUUGCAAAACCUCUCAAUCUAAGAUAUAUUUAACUGCUAAAACAGCGGGUGAGGCCGAAGAGGACAUGGGAGCGCACUCUCCUUUCAAACAUGAUGGAUGGAUUUUCGUCGGUCGAUGUCUGCUUUUGCUUUUGGAGUAUGACGGCAGGACAAAUGGGACAGCUGAAUCUGUCUCUACAUGAUGUCGCCUCCUUUCCUGUGAGGACAUUGCAGGACUGACUUGGACUUAUUGUGAUCAGCUUGCAGGAGAAGAGACUCUGGAGUGCCAUAUACUUUUAAAGGGAUACUGGUUAUCAAUAUAGCAUCUAAUGUUUGUGCUAUGUCCUACAUGAAAACCACUGAAAACAUCCUAUACUGUAGUUUGAUUCCAUUUGAAAAACUGUGCCUCACAAAAUGUACUGAGAAAUCUUUCGAGUGCUUUUUAAAUUAUUUUUUGUUUCCUUUUUUUUUCAGGAGAGGGGAUUGUCAAAGUAGUUUUGUUAGUUGUUGAACUCAAUACAGAAUCCAUUGAAUACAUAUCUUCUUCUCUGAACUUGUACAUACUUAAUAUCCCUUUAUGCCAUAGUCCAUUCUAGAUAAUUUAUAAUGUUAUAGAGUAUUUUUCAGUAUUCAGUCUUCUACCCAUAUUUAAUUUGGUCUAUUUAUGUAUGCAGUGUUAUGUACCUGUGGCUGUCCUAUCUCCCCCCAUGUGUAAGCUCACUGAUGGCUAAUCUCAGCAUGGAGACUCUCUGUGCUUUUCUACGAAACACGAAAAAAAAAAAAAAAUCAAAAAUGAUUUGUUAACAUUCCCUUAAAUGGAUCAUUUGUACUUGUGUACUGAUGACAUCUCAUGAUGAUUUUUCAAUAGGAUCUCGCAGAAAUACGUGAAAUGACCAUGGCCUCUGAACGCCACGUUACAUGGUAUCGUGUUGAAAUUACGUUGUGGCAGCACGGCUGGAUUUAGACACCAAAACUUCUUGGUUAGGUAAGAAAAAGAUUGCAUUUUUGGUUAAAAUAACUACGUUUGUUACAUACAGGGGAACACAAUUGGGUGUAGGCACAAAAUUGUUUGGUGAGGUUUAGGAAAAAAAUGACGUUUUCAGUUAAAAUUACUAGGUUUGUUACGUAUGCGACGGCACAGUUGGGAUUAGACACCAAACUGGCUUGUUUAGGUUUAGAAAAAGAUUGGGUUUUCGGUUGAAAUAACUACGUUUGUUACAUACAGAACAACAGGAUUGGGUUUAAGCACAAAAUUGGUUGGUUAGGUCUAGGAAAACAAGUUUAAAAUAACUACGUUUUUAUGUAUUGAGCGGCACGGUUGAGAUGAGGCAGCAAAUCUGCUUGUUGAAAAUUGUGUUUUCAGCUAAAAUAACUAUGUUUGUUAGGUUCAUGGCAACACAAUUGGGUAUAGGCACAAAACUGGUUGGUGAGGUUUAGAACAAGAUUGUGUUUUCAGGUACAAUUACUGUGUUUGUCAUGUAUGGAGCAGCAUAAUUGGGUUUACCCACUAAAAUACAUUGAAAGCUUUACAAAUGAUCGCAUUUUCGGUUAAAAGUACUAUGUUUUUUGUUUUGUUUUUUUGCGGUAUAUGGCGGCACAAUUGUGUUAAGGCACCAAAACUGCUUGGUUUGAUAGUUACAUGACGUUUCAUGAUGUAACUACAUGAACGGCGUCAGUAAGUAAAACAUGAAGUGAAUGUUCGGUUUUUCCUUUAACGCAUCCACCAACGUUACCACUUCUCUAAGCAGACUUUCUCACUCUUUGUACUAUCUGCGGCAGUAACAUUAACAACCAGCCAGUGCGUGAUGUGGUUGAACCAGGAAAUUUGUCUGUCCACCAUGACCAAGGAUCUGAACUGACUUUCCAUUUCAACACAAUUUGUGCCACCAGCAAGUAAUGCCGUGUUAAGACGUAAUUUCUUGUAUUUCUGUGAGACCAUGUUGGAUUUUUUAGCCCCUCUUGUCCAAGGGUGCAGGUGCCGUGUAGGAUUUUAACAUACGUGUAUCUGUGUGUUUGUGUACGUGUGUAUGAGUGUGUGUUCACGUGCAUUUUCCGAUGUGCACAUCUGUGAGUAGGUGUUAGUGAGUUGUAUUUAAGUAUUUAAAGUAAGUAGCGGGCCUGUGUUUUGUCCGUCCUGCAAGAUGCAAAUACAAAUAAACUACUGCUAGCAGCUCAGCGUACGCCACAACACCACCACCACCACCAUUUUAAAUCUGGAUAACAAUAUGCAUCGUCUCUGCCAUCAGUCUUAGAGCCCUCAUUAUUAGUUCUCUUUGUCUCUCCUUCACUAUUAACAUGUUUUCUGUGUCUAUGUAAAACAGUAAAGCAUAUUUAUUUUCAAAUUAUAUUGUUUUUAUAUAAAAUAAGGAAAAGGUUGCUGUGUUGUGAAUGCUGUGUUUAAUUAGGCAACAUGAGUUUUCCAUGUUUUUGUGCGGCAAGUUGAUACUCACACAUCUAAGUAAGAAUCCCUGCAGAAUGUAAUCUGAAUGAAAUUAGAACAGAGAAAUAAGAAAUUCCUGCACGCUUUUCAUGACAGACAGACAGAUAUUAAGCCUUACAAAUAAAAUGGCACUUUGAA